Molecule: messenger RNA, 1001 nt
Organism: Pseudonaja textilis
Lineage: Eukaryota; Metazoa; Chordata; Lepidosauria; Squamata; Elapidae
Cellular component (GO): intermediate filament
Molecular function (GO): structural constituent of cytoskeleton
Source: RefSeq, a predicted model, not a curated record
AUUGAGGGCACCAUGCAUGGUGGUUUGAGCUCUGGUGGAGCAAGGAUCACCACAGGAGGUUUGGGUGGAGGUAGCGGAACAGGAGUUAGUGUCAGGGGACGGAGAGGUAGCAUUGGAACUGGAGGCACUAUCGGUGGUGGAGUAGGGAGCAGCAUGAGUGGUCGCAGAGGCAGUGUCGGAACAGUGAGUGUCACUGGUGGGAAUUAUGGCCUUAGUGGAACAAGGGGCAGUACAGUAGGCGGUUGGACUAGUGGCCGACGAAUGAGUGGAAGCCACCGAUAUGGCAGUAGCAUUAGGUAUGGUGGUGGUGGAUAUGGUGGUGGUUACAGCAGUGGUGGAUAUGGUACUGGUGGAUAUGGAGGUGGUUAUGACCACACAGGACAUGGUUCUGGUGGAUAUGGAGGUGAUUAUGGCCACACAGGAUAUGGUUCUGGUGGAUAUGAAGGUGGUUAUGGCCACACAGGAUAUGGUUCUGGUGGAUAUGGAGGUGGUUAUGGCUACACAGGACAUGGUUCUGGUGGAUACAGACGGAUCGGGUACUCUGUUGGUGGAGGGGAUGGAUACAGAAGUGGUGGCUUCAGCAGCAGAUCUUACGGAGGAUCGUAUGGAGGGACCCUGGCUGUGAUGCCAGGCCCUUCAGACUUCUAGUCCUGUUACUGAACAUGGAAGAAAUAACUCAGAAGUCCCCAAACAACUGGAGAAGUAAAACAUGAAACUGAAUGCUACAUUUACAGUGAUGGACUUCAGAUAUAACCAUUGUCUUCUAAGAACAUAAACUCAGGUCUGAAAUCUUAGACUAGGUUUCAGCUGACUCUUCUGUCUUCCUUUACUCUCUUCUGAUGGCAUCCCCCCCAAAAAGAAAUAAUUUCCUUUCUGAGUUCUGCUGGUACUUUCUGGACUGGAGGAAGUGAUAGAGAUCGUGAACCUAGCCUGCUGGGGAAAUGUAGACACAUCACUCCUACAGACUCCAAAACUGUGUUUGAAUAGAAUCCAUAAACACU